UCCGGCUUGUGUGUGGGUGAGAGUUGCUUUUCGAAACACUGGUGCCAUCGGUCCCGACCCGUGCUGGAGAAAAAUAUAAAAUUGUGCCUUCAACUUGCUGAACCUGCCCUGACGUGAUAUUUUGAUGCAGUAUUUUGCAUCAGUAGCUAUAGCUAAAUAUUAACUCUAACUUAUGCUGCUCACGAUUUCUCCCUAUGUCUGACGAAGGAAGCGACAGCGCCGAGCUAGCAGAGCUCCGGUGCUCUCCCUCCCCAUCUCCACCCGGGCCCCCCGGAACCCCUUCUCCUCCACUGCCGCCAGACCUCUCCUCCAGUCCCCCGGUACUUCGAGACCCAGCCCCGUUACCCCAGGACUGCCUCCGCCCGUCUCCAGAGCGCUGCAAACCCGGGGACUCCCCGCGCUGUACCCUGCCAAAGUUAACCCAGCGCCUGACGAAGACGGGCUCUCAGUUCCGCCAGAGACAGAAUGCGCGCUUAACAGCUGCGGCGGACAACGGGCGCGAUGCCCCCUCUCCAAAGCGCAGAGGAGACGGAGACACCACCUCGGCAACGUUUCAGGACCUCGGACAGCAACUCCCCCGCGGACAGGACCAAGAGAAUUACCACUGCACUAAUCAGCUCCUAGAGCCCCAGCGAGACAGCAGUGAGACCCAGCCACCAGUGGAAGCAAUGCACCGGAGACACACCACGCUGAGGGAGAAGGGGCGGCGCCAGGCUGUGCGAGGCCCAGCCUACAUGUUUAACGAGCGUGGCUCGGCCCUGACGCCCGAGGAAGAGGGUUUCCUUGACGCUGCCGAGUACGGCAACAUCCCCGUGGUCCGCAAGAUGCUGGAGGAGUCCAAAACCCUCAACUUCAACUGUGUGGACUACAUGGGCCAGAAUGCGUUGCAGCUGGCGGUGGGCAAUGAACACCUGGAAGUGACUGAGCUGUUGCUAAAGAUGGAUGGGCUAGCCAGAGUGGGCGACGGGCUCUUAUUGGCUAUCUCUAAAGGGUAUGUGCGUAUCGUGGAAGCCAUAUUGGCGAACCCGGCGUUCAGCCAAGGGCUGCGGCUCACCCAGAGUCCCCUCGAACAGGAGCUACGGGAUGACGAUUUUUACGCUUACGAUGAAGACGGGACACGCUUUUCCCACGACGUCACCCCAGUCAUCCUAGCAGCACACUGUCAGGAGUAUGAGAUUGUGCAUAUCCUGCUCACCAAGGGGGCCCGCAUCGAGAGGCCUCAUGACUACUUCUGUAAGUGCAAUGAGUGUGUCGAGAAGCAGAAGAGAGACUCAUUCAGCCACUCCCGCUCCAGGAUGAACGCUUAUAAAGGGCUGGCCAGUGCUGCCUACCUGUCCCUGAGCAGUGAAGACCCUGUCCUCACCGCCCUGGAGCUCAGCAACGAACUGGCCAGACUGGCUAACAUAGAGACUGAGUUUAAGAAUGACUACAGGAAGUUGUCCAUGCAGUGUAAGGACUUUGUAGUGGGGGUGUUGGACCAGUGCAGAGACACAGAGGAGGUGGAGGCCAUCUUGAACGGAGACGUGGACAAUGCCCCGCCCAGUGACAACAACCGCCCCUGCCUUGAACGCGUCAAACUGGCCAUCAAAUACGAGGUCAAGAAGUUUGUGGCGCACCCUAACUGCCAGCAGCAGCUGCUGACUAUCUGGUAUGAGAACCUGUCAGGUCUGAGGCAGCAGUCCAUCGGGGUCAAGUGUUGGACCGUGCUAGGGGUCACCGUGGGACUGCCCUUCCUGGCUAUUGCCUACUGGAUCAUGCCCUGCAGCAAGCUGGGUCAGAUCCUGAGAAGUCCCUUCAUGAAGUUUGUGGCCCACGCCGUGUCCUUCACCCUCUUCCUGGGCCUGCUGGUCAUCAACGCCUCAGACCGCUUCGAGGGGGUCAGGAAUCUGCCCAACGAGACCAUCACUGACCACCCUCGCCAGGUGUUCCGGGUCAAGACCACUCAGUUCUCCUGGACCGAAAUGCUCAUCAUGAAAUGCGUGCUGGGUAUGAUCUGGUCGGAGGUCAAGGAGAUCUGGGUGGACGGUCCUAGAGAGUAUGUGAUGCACCUGUGGAAUGUGUUAGACUUCGGCAUGUUGUCUAUCUUUGUGGCUUCGUUCACCGCUCGGUUCAUGGCCUUCCUCAAGGCCUCGAAGGCCCAGCUGUACGUCGACCAGUUUGUCACCGACGAAGACAUCCGCAACGCAUCACUACCUACAGAGGUAGCCUACUACACCUAUGCCAGGAGUAAGUGGCGUCCAUCGGACCCCCAGAUCAUCUCAGAGGGUCUGUAUGCCAUUGCCGUGGUGCUGAGUUUCUCCCGUAUCGCCUACAUCCUGCCAGCCAACGAGAGCUUCGGCCCCCUCCAGAUCUCCCUGGGCCGGACGGUGAAGGACAUCUUCAAGUUCAUGGUGAUCUUCAUCAUGGUGUUCGUGGCCUUCAUGAUCGGCAUGUUCAACCUCUACUCUUAUUACCUAGGAGCCAAGUACAACCCUGCCUUCACCACGGUGGAGGAGAGCUUUAAGACCCUGUUCUGGUCCAUCUUCGGUCUGUCGGAGGUGAUCUCCGUGGUCCUGAAGUAUGACCAUAAGUUCAUAGAGAAUAUUGGUUAUGUGCUGUUCGGGGUCUAUAACGUCACUAUGGUGGUGGUUCUACUCAACAUGCUCAUCGCUAUGAUCAAUAGCUCCUACCAAGAGAUAGAGACAGAUGCAGAUGUAGAGUGGAAGUUUGCCCGUGCCAAGCUGUGGAUGUCCUACUUUGACGAGGGUCGCACUCUGCCCGCUCCUUUCAACAUGGUGCCUUCUCCCAAAUCCUGGUACUACCUGGUCCUCCGCACCAAGGCCUGCAUCGUUCACCUCUGCAAGGCCAAGGGGCGUCGCCAUGACAACGAACUAGAGAUGGGCAUGCUUAUCUCACGACUCAAGGGCAAACGCUACAGGGCCCACGGUCGACCACGAGAGGAGUCCACUCUCAGAAAACCCAUCAAACAUCCCACUAGAUACCAGAAGAUCAUGAAGCGUCUCAUUAAGCGCUAUGUUCUGAAAGCUCAGGUUGACAGGGAGAACGAUGAAGUCAAUGAAGGGGAACUGAAGGAGAUCAAGCAGGACAUCUCCAGCCUGCGCUAUGAGCUCCUGGAGGAGAAGUCUCAGGCCACCGGAGAACUGGCUGACCUCAUCACACAACUCAGUGACACAUUUGUCAAGAACGCCACCAAAAAAAACCUAAGAGAGAGGGGAGAAGGGGUAGGAGAGAGGGGUGGGGGAGGCAUGAAAAUAGAGGGAGAGUGA
Messenger RNA from Salvelinus fontinalis (brook trout), 3266 nucleotides. RefSeq names its product short transient receptor potential channel 7-like. The transcript is spliced from 12 exons. Gene Ontology annotation, biological process: manganese ion transport; regulation of cytosolic calcium ion concentration; calcium ion transmembrane transport. NCBI's taxonomy places the organism in Eukaryota, Metazoa, Chordata, Actinopteri, Salmoniformes, Salmonidae. The record is from RefSeq and is a predicted model, not a curated record. Gene Ontology annotation, cellular component: cation channel complex; membrane. Gene Ontology annotation, molecular function: protein binding; inositol 1,4,5 trisphosphate binding; store-operated calcium channel activity. The coding region runs from base 195 to 3266 and encodes 1023 amino acids.